AAAAAAAAAAAAGAAAAGUAUUUAGUAAAGUUACAAAUAUAUAUAAAUAAUAAUAAAAAUAAUAGUUUAACUAUUUAAUAAUAAAUUUAAUUAAAAAUAUAAUUUAAACUAAAAUAAAAAAAUACUUAUUCCAAUUAUUUUGUUUCAUUUUUUUUUAAAAAAACAUAAAAAAAAAAAGCAAAAAAUAAUAAUAAUAAUUAUAAUAAUUAUAAUUUUAAAAAUAUCAUAAUUAUAUUAACUCCAAUUAUAACACCUAUUAUUAUUUAAAUAUAUUUUUAUUUUUAUUUUAAAUUUAAAAUUAAAAUAAAACAAUAUAAAAUAAAACAUUAAAAUUAUAACAUUUAUUUUUUUAUAAAAAAAAAAAAUAAUCAAAAAAAUCAAAUAAAAAUAUAUAUAUUUAUGUUUUAAAAUUAACUUAUAUUAUAAAUAACAAUAAUAAAUUUUUGUUAAUUUUAAAAUUAGUAUAUAAAUAUAAUAUAUUAUAUUUAUAAAAAUAGAAUCAUGUAUAAUAAUAAUAGUAAAAUAAUAUCACCAAAAUUCUAUUUGGUGUUAUUAUUUUUAAUAUCCCUAAUAAAUUAUGGAAUUUGUAAAGAAUUUAGAUUAACAACUUUUUUAAACCCAUAUUGUGAAGGUAUUCCAUCGAUUACUUUAUCAAGUACAACAUGCUCACCAGAUAAUUAUUUUCAAGUUUUAAACAACACUAUGAUUUCAAAUACUAAUAUAGAUUCCAAUAGACAACAUUGUAAUGACCAGUAUUCCAACUCACACACCAAUGACUUUUUCCCAAUUAAUCAAUGUGUCACUGUAGAUGAAGAGGAUCACAACUCAUAUAGUAUCAUAAUGACAACAAACGAAGACACCAAUCCAAGAUCCAUCGAUGGCUAUUGCAAUCAAUUUAAUUUUUUCGAUUGUAAUAAUUAUAAUAUAGUAUCAUUCAAAAACAACUCUUGUUUCAUCUAUGACGAUUACCACAUAAAGCAAACAUGUGAUCAAGAUUUUAUCUAUACCUAUAAAUGCAACGAUAAUUGUUUUGACACCAACUGUCAUCUGGAUAAAAGAGAACCCAAUAAUGUUGAUAAUGAUUGUCUUAAAAAGUCAAUCAAAAUAAAUGAAAUACAACCAAAUAAUAAUACAAUAAAUAAUACACUUAAAAACAAUACCAAUAAUAAUAAUAACAAUAAAAAUAAUAAUAAUUAUAAUAAUAACACUGUUGAUAAUAAUGUUAAUAAAAAUAACAAUAAAGAUAAAAUUAGUAAUAACAAUAAUAAUGGUAAUAACAAUAACAGUCAUGAAGUUGAAAAAGAUAAAGAAGGAAACUCACCUAUCAAUACACAAACAUUUGAAAGAUUUAACACCUCUUCAAAAUUAUUUUCAAAUUUUAUAUUUGUAUUGAUAUCUAUAACUAUAACCAUUACCAUAAUUAUAUAAACUAUUUUUUUUCUAUUUUAAAAUCAUGCAUAAAACUGGGGGGUGGGGUAAAAAAUAAAUAGGGGAUUUUAAUAAUAAUAUAUUAUGAUACACACACCAUAAUAUUUUCAUAUUUUCACUUCCAAUGUAUUUAAUUAAAUAAAUAAAUAAAUAAAUAAAAAAAUAAAAAAAUAAAUAAAUUAAUAAAUAUAAAAAAUAAAAAAUUUAUUUCAUUUUACAAAUUUAAUAUU
Messenger RNA from Dictyostelium purpureum, 1658 nucleotides. RefSeq lists its product as uncharacterized. The transcript has a single exon. The coding region runs from base 502 to 1428 and encodes 308 amino acids. Lineage: Eukaryota; Evosea; Eumycetozoa; Dictyosteliales; Dictyosteliaceae. The record is from RefSeq and is a predicted model, not a curated record.